Molecule: messenger RNA, 2121 nt
Organism: Tachysurus vachellii
Lineage: Eukaryota; Metazoa; Chordata; Actinopteri; Siluriformes; Bagridae
Product: E3 ubiquitin/ISG15 ligase TRIM25-like
Exons: 4
Coding region: 613-1929 (438 amino acids)
Molecular function (GO): zinc ion binding; protein binding
Source: RefSeq, a predicted model, not a curated record
UAAUAUUUUGUUUUUGCUAUCAACUCUGGUAAUAAGAAUAGUGAAAUUCCACUGGUACUGGUAUAACUGAUUUUUCUUUUUCAAUUUAAUUUAAUAAUGCAGUUAAUUUUUAUAAAAUACCUUCUAUAACCGUCCUACACCGAUUAACGUUAUAGAUAAAUGCGUCCAGCACCGACUGCGCGUGCACGUUGCGCGUGCCUGUGUUUCUCCGUUCAAAUAAAGCAGACAGCUGAUGACGCACUUUUGAAAGACUACAACGCACGCGCGUAAAAGCAAAGUAAAAAAAUUCGCUCUUGGGUCAAACUGAUAAAUCAUUUUCUUUCCCAUCGACGACAUGUCCUGCGUAAUUUUUAUUUUUGAAAGUAAAAAUUAUACUUAUAGUUUUAGGGUGGCUGAGAUCACAGACAGGUGAUUAUUUCGAACGAACGAACCAUCGAACGAACGAACCAUCGAACGAACGAACCAUCGAACGAACGAACCAUCGAACGAACCAUCGAACGAACGACCGAACUCUCUCUCUCUCUCUCUCUCCCUCUCUCACUCACACACACACACACACACACACACACACACCCACUCACUCACUCACUCACUCUCUCUCGGUGCAGGAAAAUGGCAGAGGCCAGUAUUUCAGUAGAUCAUUUUUCUGUGGAUCACUUCAGCUGUCCAGUGUGUCUUUAUCUCCUGAAUGAUCCAGUGACUACUUCCUGUGGUCACAGUUUCUGUAAGGUGUGUAUUAAUGCUCACUGGGAUCAGGAGGAUGUGAAGAGCGUCUACAGCUGUCCUCAGUGUAGAGAGACCUUCACUCCAAGGCCUGUUCUACGCAGGAACUACAUGCUGGCUGAAGUGGUGGAGAAACUGAAGAAGACUGAAAUCCAAGCUGCUUCUCCUGCUCACUUUUACGCUGGACCUGGAGAUGUGGAGUGUGAUUCCUGCACAGGGAGAAAACGCAAAGGCGUCAAGUCCUGUCUGGUUUGUCAGGCCUCCUAUUGUGAAGAACAUCUUAAACCUCACUAUCAGUCUCCUGCCUUUAAGAAGCACAAGUUAGUUGAAGCCUGUGCAGAGCUCCAAGAGAAGAUCUGCUCUGAACAUGACAAACCGAUGGAGAUCUACUGUCGUACUGACCAAAGCUUCAUCUGUUACUUGUGUAUGAGGGAAGAACACAAAGGUCAUGAUACAGUUUCAGCUAAAGCAGAAAGAACUAAAAAACAGUGUGACGACUCACCCAGCUUCACUGUCAAUAAACAUCUCUCAUAUGAUGGAGUGAGAAAAUCUCUCUCAGAUCUGAAAAAACGAGUGAAGCAAAUUUGUGAGGAGAAAUUCAGCAAAAUCAGAGCACAAGCUGCAGCAGUUCAGAUGAGUUUACCUUCAGAACCAAAGAGCAGAGAAGAUUUUCUGCAGUAUUUUUGUUAUCUGACUCUGGAUCCAAACACAGCACAUCAUCAACUCAUUCUGUCUGAGAAGAACAGAGUGGUGACAUGCAGUGAGACACAACAGCGAUACUCUGAUCAUCCAGAGAGAUUUGACUCCUUGCCUCAGGUGUUGUGUAAGGAGAGUGUGUGUGGACGCUGUUACUGGGAGGUGGAGAGGAGCGGUUAUGUGGACAUAUCAGUGUCAUAUAAAGAGAUCAGCAGGAAAGGACAGGAUAUUGAGUUUUUGUUUGGACACAACAGUCAGUCCUGGAGUCUGUGGUGUUCUUCUUCCCCUGUCUCUUUCUGGCACAACAACAUUAAGACUGAGCUCCAAUGUCCGUCAUCCUCCAGAAUAGGAGUGUAUGUGGAUCACAGUGCAGGAACUCUGUCCUUCUACAGCGUCUCUGACACCAUGAGGCUCCUCCACAGAGUCUAUACCACAUUCACUCAGCCUCUAUACGCUGGAGUCUUGAUGUGGCGUUAUAACUCAUCUGUGAGGUUUUGUGAUCCAAAAUAAAAUGUUAGUAAAAGUGUUUAUAAAAACUAGAAGUGAGGUGUGAGAUUUAAUUUGUGCCUGAGCUACACUGGACAUCAGGGGCGAUUCUAGGGUCAGAGCUUUAGGGGUGUUGAGCUCCUUUUUGGGGGUGCUGAAACUAAGGAUAUGAUCAAAAGGCACAAAGAGGCGUGCCAUUUUAAAUGUCUUCAUUAU